This is a messenger RNA of Nothobranchius furzeri (turquoise killifish), 2489 nucleotides long. It is a transcript of the gene rer1, whose product is annotated as retention in endoplasmic reticulum sorting receptor 1. Gene Ontology annotation, cellular component: Golgi membrane. Gene Ontology annotation, biological process: retrograde vesicle-mediated transport, Golgi to endoplasmic reticulum; protein retention in ER lumen. The record is from RefSeq and is a predicted model, not a curated record. Lineage: Eukaryota; Metazoa; Chordata; Actinopteri; Cyprinodontiformes; Nothobranchiidae.
AGUUCGGGGCUCGAUUAACCUGCCUGCCGUUUGCCCUCGUCCUCGCGGAAAUACUGACGUGUUCUCACAAGUAGCUAGUGUAGCUAGCUAGGUAGAGCCGGGUAGUGACACAGAAGCCGCAUCAGGAUGUCAGAAGGGGACAGUGUUGGGGAGUCAAUCCAUGGGAAACCAUCAGUAGUUGCUGCCUUUUUCACAAGGAUUGGACAGGUCUAUCAAUCAUGGCUUGACAAGUCAACGCCAUUCUCUGCUAUGCGAUGGGCACUCACAGUACUACUUACUCUUGUCUACAUGAUCAGAGUCUACAUCCUACAGGGGUGGUAUAUAGUAACUUACGCGUUGGGAAUUUACCAUCUGAACUUGUUCAUUGCGUUUCUAUCACCAAAAGUGGAUCCCUCACUACUUGACGAAGAUGAGGGCCCAUCCCUUCCUACGAAGCAGAACGAGGAGUUCCGCCCUUUCAUCAGGAGGUUGCCUGAAUUCAAAUUCUGGCACUCUGCGACGAAAGGCAUCGUCAUCGCCAUGAUUUGCACAUUUUUCGAUGCCUUCAACGUGCCGGUGUUCUGGCCUAUCCUUGUAAUGUACUUCAUCAUGCUCUUUUGCAUCACCAUGAAGAGGCAGAUUAAGCAUAUGAUCAAGUACAGAUACCUACCCUUCACACACGGGAAGAGGACAUAUAAAGGCAAGGAAGACACAGGGAAAACUUUUGCUAGUUAAGAGCUCCAAUUUGCCCUUUGACUGUGUCUAAUUUGAAACUUAUCGGUCGCAGCUAGUGGGACGUGGCAGAGAUUAGAGAUUAAAUUUUUCUUUCUUUAAAAGCUGGACAGUAACAUGGAAGCAUCACAUGAAAAAAUACCGUUUUGAUCCAUAGUUCAGUGUUGGAUGAUGAUAUGAGCAGGAUGGAUCAAAGCACUGACCUGCCCGUUUAACUGAUUGGAUGUUGUUUAAUAGUAUAUGAGACUCCGUGCUGCCUUUUGCCUUUUUAUGCUGUUGGUUAAGUUCAGAGACAUCACGAAGAAACUAAAUUUCUUCAUUUUAGGGUCUUUUUUUUUAUUUAUUUUUUUUUGUGAUCCUAAUAUACCAAUUUAUUAUUCCUUUGUUGAUCCAACUUAUUUGUAACAAAUUAAACAGUAAAUUGGCAUUUGGUUAAAUUUUGCUGCAAAACAAUGUGAUUAGAUGUAAAAUCUGGUAAAAAGCCAAAAUAUUCAGUUAUAUUUGUUAUUUGAAAUGUGCUACGUUGAAUAAAAGUGUCAUAGGCAGUCACGGUAUGUAAUAAAUAAAGUUAUAUGGGAGUUUCUUGGUAAAAUUUAUCAAAAAUAUGUUGAUGAUGGGCAGAAAAACAAGAGUGGACAGUUAUAAAAACUGCAUUUGGCACAAAUAAUCCUUGAUUAUUUAUCUCAGAUUGGUCACUAAGGUACUGGAUUUUGUAUAUUUAUAUCACUUACACAGCAAUUGCAAAAAUAAAUGCUUAAAAUGUGUCUUCAAACCCCCAAUAACAAAACUAAAUGUAGAAUUCCAGAAGGACGUUGCUAAUCCCAAAUCUCGUAGUUGGUUUUGUUCCUUAAAUUGGUUCUUUCUACUUGGAUAUUGAUAGACUAACACGUUAGGCAUGGCUGCUGAAGAUUUCUGUAAACAAAGUUGUUUUUAUUUUAAUGUUUAAUCAUUUAGUGGCUAUGUGGGGGAGGGGGUCUAUCUUAAAAAAAAAGAGGCGUAAAUUUGCUUCACCUCAGACUUUUACACCAUUAUAUAAAAAUAGUUCUGAACAGUUUGUCUCUGAAGAUCUAAAAUCAGUAUUACAGUAGAAAUUGAAGGCAUGGUCAGUCGGAGGUCAAAUGAAAGCAAAUAAAUAAUUUCACAUGUUUACUUGUAUGUGUUCUAAUGACUGAGGUUCACUUCAUUUAUGAUGUCCAGCUGUUUUUGAUCUGCAUUUAUUUAGAAAGAAAACAAGUUAAGUAGUCAUUCCAAGCAAACUGUUGUUCUCUUUCUUUUGCAGAGGAAACAUAACAGAGAUUGAGAGCUUUUAAUAAAACAAAUGGAUGCAGUAGAUGGCGAUCAUACCCCUUUCUGUGAACCUUUUGGGUUUUUUCCCCCACAAUGCUGGCAAUCUGUUAUUACGCAACUUUGAUCAACACUGUAGUAAGGGAUCAAAACAUUCUCUUGUAAAAGUCUGUGUUUUAAAGGGUUGUCUGGAUUUGUGUAUAUACAGUAUAUAUAUAUUUUAAAAUAUAAUUUUUGCUUUGAGAUUUUUUUUUCGUCCAACUACUUUACUAUUUACAAGUGUUAAAAUUCAUUCAGUUGUAAUUGAUGAACACAGCCAAAUUGAUUCAUUGGGUUGUAGAGUGGAUAAAUUAAAUGUUUUUCAUGGAUUGCAUGUUAUUUUCUUGUGCUACAGUUAAAAAGAAGAACUUGAUUUAAAAAAAGAUUAAGUGUAAUUUCUUUUUUCACUCCAAAUGCUAUUAAAGAGGCUGUGUCCCUUCGGAACAGUACAUAAA